AUGACAGAAGCUUCAGAAACCAAUACAGUGGUAAAUAUUAUUAAUGAAACUUAUAUAGCGUUGGAAACGAAUCCUUUACCAACUAAUAUUAACAGUUUAUUAGAAAAAUGUCUUACAAAUAUUAGAUAUUUAUCCUCAAGUCCAGUUAACCUUGAUCCAUUGCUAAGAUCCAUAAAGGCACUACUCUUAGAUAAGGAGGAAUACCUAUUUUUAGAUGAUCAACUAAUGAUUGAAGUAAUGGAUCAUAUCCUGAAAAUAGCGCCAUUUGAUUUAGUGUUAAAUGUAUUUACAAUGAAAGAUAUAGAAUCGGCAUUGAUAUCGAACAAUACCAGCUUGAUAAAAUCAGCAUUGAAAGUUAUUGAACUUUCUUCUCCUAAAAGUAUAUUUGCUUCCUCCCCACUCUUUGAUUUGGUACUGAAAUUGUAUUUUUAUGAAGAGACUGAUUUGGACAUCAUAAAUAAAAUAGAAAAUUUAUUUCGAUCAUUGUCAUCAGAUGAAUUAGUUGCUAAUAAGAUACUUGUAAAUAAUAAGCCAGUUUUAUUAUCUAUUAAAAAAGGUGCUGCGCUAAUAAAUUAUUCUAGAAUGUUGGAACUAUUAAGUAUAUUUGUUGUCCACAUAAAUCAAGCUACUUUUGAUGAGGAAUUAUUUAUAAUAACACCAGAAGAAAUUGCUAGCCUGGUCGACAAAGAUAUUUUAUUUUUUAUUCAGAUUAUUAACUAUUAUUCAAAAUUACUAGACGAUCUCUUAAUUGAUGAUUUCACGAGAGAAAGCAAAGACUGGAUAUAUCAAUACUUAGAACCUAUUUUUAAUGUGCUGGGUCAAUAUUAUAAAAAGAGAGAUGAGUAUGUGGAAAUUAAGUUAUUUACUUUAUCUUAUUUGUUCCAAAUAUUUAGAAAAGUUUCUUAUUGGAAUUAUGAAAAUUGUUUUAAUUUAUUAGACAAACAUUACCUAGAACUCAAUUACCAAAACGAACAUAUAAUAGAUUUUCUGUCAUUUGUUAAUCCAAAGUAUUUGUAUGAGUAUCAUUCUGAAAUUAUCAAAGAAUAUGCAGAUAUUAAACCUUCUAGACUUUCAAUUCUAAGAAAUCUAGUCUCGAAUGAAAAAUCUUUUAAUUUAAUCAAAGAUAACUUUACAGCAGAGGAUAUUCUAAAAAUGCCAUAUAUGGAGCAAAUGGUUUUAUUGGAGCGUAUGUCACAAUAUAAGUAUUGUGUCAAAUAUAUACUUCACACCAUGCCUACUAUAUUGGGUAAUUUGGUUAAUUUUAAUGGGUUACAUAUUAUUGAAACAGAAACCGUCGAACUGAGGGAGCAAACUAUAGACAAUUUAAUACAUUUCGACGUUGAUCUUCUAGGUACUUGGUAUGCUCCAUUAGUUGAUGAAUUGAAUAAAAUAAAAUACCAUGGUAUUGUAAAAGAAGUUCAGCCAAAAGUUGAGAGCAUGUAUUUAUAA
Messenger RNA from Tetrapisispora phaffii CBS 4417, 1449 nucleotides. It is a transcript of the gene HSM3, whose product is annotated as Hsm3p. The transcript has a single exon. The record is from RefSeq and is a predicted model, not a curated record. Bases 1 to 1449 code for a protein of 482 amino acids. Lineage: Eukaryota; Fungi; Ascomycota; Saccharomycetes; Saccharomycetales; Saccharomycetaceae.